This is a messenger RNA of Nematostella vectensis (starlet sea anemone), 1724 nucleotides long. RefSeq names its product inhibitor of growth protein 3. Gene Ontology annotation, biological process: regulation of DNA-templated transcription. The record is from RefSeq and is a predicted model, not a curated record. The transcript is spliced from 12 exons. Bases 105 to 1328 code for a protein of 407 amino acids. Gene Ontology annotation, cellular component: NuA4 histone acetyltransferase complex. Lineage: Eukaryota; Metazoa; Cnidaria; Anthozoa; Actiniaria; Edwardsiidae.
UCAGCGGUAUCGUUAGGGCGCAUGAGCCGUAAGCGUAAUCCUGAUGGGCGCUUGAAAAGCGACAAAAAGAAGAAAGACAAACUUACAAUAGAAAACGCACCAGAAUGCUGUAUUUGGAAGACUACUUAGAACUUAUUGAGCAGUUACCUGCUGAACUGAGGGAGCAGUUUACAGAAAUGAGAGAAAUGGACCUGACUGUUCAAAAUUCAAUUGAUGAUCUAGAUGUAAGAGUAAAGCAAUUUUUCAUGAACUGUAGAAAAGCCAAACCGGAAUGGAAAGAGCAACAAUAUAAACAGAUCAGAGAUGAAUACCAGAAAGCAGUAGAAGAUGCAGAUGAAAAAGUUUCAAUUGCAACUCAAAUUUAUGACUUGGUUGAUAAGCAUUUGAGAAAGCUAGAUCAAGAACUUAGCAAGUUUAAAAUGGAGCUUGAAGCAGACAAUGCAGGGAUCACAGAAGUUUUAGAACAGCGCUCGUUAAGACUAGAUGAACCUGUAAAUUCUCCAAUGAGUAAUAACCACAUAACAACGUCACAUAUACAGAAACGGAAGUUCAAUCAAAUAGAUGUCCUAUCAAAUGAUAUACCUAAUGGUGAACACUCCUUGUCUAUCGGAAGACGUGACAGCUAUUCUAGUAGUUACAGCCCAGCAGGCUCAUACAGCCAGAUGUCACCAUCGCCAAAAGCCUCUACUUCACAAGCAGCAUCACCCUCUUUGUCGUACACCAUUGGAACUGUUGGUCCUGUUGGCGCAGCUAGUGUACAAGCUAUGUCUAACUCCUUACAGUUACAGCAGAGCAGAAGAGUAGCAAACACCCUCAAGACGCCUUACGGUACCUCGUACAAGACCAGCUCUUCUGAUUACCUGGGGGGUAUGUCUGGGAGUAGUAAUCCAGGAAGUCUGAAUGGACUUCCCCCUGGUAAUUAUGACACGACGCCAACAGCUGUUACUGCUUCCUUGACUAUACCUAUCACUCCUAUUGACUCAUCACAACUAACGGUGCCCACUGCUGCAACGCAAAGAAAGAAUAAAAAGAAUAAAAGUAUGUCCUCUCAAAUGGCAACCACAGCAACAGCCUCUGCUCAAGUUGAAGCACAGGAAGCCGCUAAAGCUGCCGCAGCUGUACCAGACUGGGUGUACGACCCUAACGAGCCUAGAUAUUGUUUGUGUAAUCAGGUAUCUUAUGGAGAGAUGGUUGGAUGCGAUAACAAUGAUUGUCCUAUCGAGUGGUUUCAUUAUGGUUGUGUCGGGCUGACAGAUGCGCCAAAAGGCAAAUGGUAUUGUCCUCAGUGUUCAACACAAAUUAAGCAAAAGCGAAGCAGACACAAGUAGUAUUCACCAUGCUAGAAUAGUUGUUCUCCUUAAUAGCUGCAGAACUGAGGCACAGGCACAAGUGAUAUGCUUAAAGCUAUUGGCUUAGAGUUUCUUCUCCUUGAUAGCAACAGAACUGACAUACAGGCACUUGAAGUAUUCAUCAAGCUAUUAGGUUAGAUAUUCUUCUGCUUGAUAGCUACAGAACUGGUACCAGUAUACUAGUGAUACAUGCUAGUUCAUGCUGGUGGCAUGCACUUGAACACACUAAGAGUGUGUUCGUUUGAUAAAAACUUCAAAGCCCCCCCCCCCCCCCCCCCUACAGUGUACAAUCCCCAAUCAGUGACCCUUCUUUUAAGAACCCUUAGGAUUUGAGUGGAACUCAAUGAAAAAUUAAGAGAUCCCCUUAGAUGGCCC